Messenger RNA from Solenopsis invicta (red fire ant), 2299 nucleotides. RefSeq names its product asparagine synthetase domain-containing protein 1. Gene Ontology annotation, molecular function: asparagine synthase (glutamine-hydrolyzing) activity. NCBI's taxonomy places the organism in Eukaryota, Metazoa, Arthropoda, Insecta, Hymenoptera, Formicidae. The coding region runs from base 333 to 2114 and encodes 593 amino acids. The record is from RefSeq and is a predicted model, not a curated record. The transcript is spliced from 5 exons.
AUGCUCGGAACGCUCAAAAUUCAAUCAGUCAGCCCGGUCAGCCCUCUGUAGAAUGAAAGCAAUUAUCUUGAUUUACUAUUGAUACUUGCGUAUAUUUUGUUACUGUGUUUAAAAAAUUAAUCUAACAAUCUAAACAAAAUAUUAUUGAUAUAUGAACAACUUGACAGUGAUGCGAUUGACAUAAUUGCUGCAGAUUAGAAUCUGUUAAAAUCGGUUGAAUUAAACUUUUGUUUCCAAUCUCAUUUUUACAAUUUUAUGUAUUAUGUUAUUAUCUAUUUCGCAAUAAUAAUACUAUAGUAUUGCGGUUUUACUUGUGCCAGCGUGGCGUCACAAUGUGUGGAAUAUUUUGUUCUAUACAUCAACCUGGGCAGGAUUCUGAAUUCGCCAAGCAGUGGAAUAUUUGCAAAGAUGUAAUAGCCGCUCGAGGUCCAGAUUACUUAAUGGAGAAACAUUUGACAUUGAAUCAGAACUGGCAUGGACAUUUCGCUGCCGCUGUGUUAUGGAUGCAAGGAUCAAACGUUACGACGCAGCCAAGUUUGGAUGACGAUGAUAAUUUGUUACUUUGGAACGGAGAUGUUUUUUCAGGUUGUUUGGCGAAAGACGAUGUUUGCGACACAAAUGUCCUCCUAGCUGAAUUACAAUCGACUACGGAUAUUGUGUCUGUGCUUCGAAAAAUUCAAGGCCCUUAUUGUUUAGUAUAUUAUCAAAAGUCGAGCGAUACGUUAUACUUUGGACGAGAUAUUAUCGGACGGCACAGUUUGCUUUUAAAAGUAGAUAACAAGACCAAUUCGUUGACUUUAGCUUCGGUUGCGAAUAAAAGAAUUGAAGAAAUUGUAGAGUUACCAGCUAUAGGUAUCUUUGCAAUGAAUUUAAAUAUAUCGCGGAUAAAUUUGGCAUGUUAUCCGUGGAAAGAACCCGACUUGAGGUUUACAGAUGUUAUCGAGGUAUUGGAAACAAAUUUAAAAGUAGAUAUCGAUAUUAAAGAGACUAUAUGGGACACCUGUCGGUCGACAUUGACGAAUCUGCAUCUACAUCCCGAUCCAAAAGAUGUGGAAUAUCUCGAAAAUGUACCAUGUAAUAAAGAUUUUAACGAGGUAUUGCGAUAUCUGUUGAAAAAUCGAGAGGUAAAUGAAAGAGUUGAACGUUUAAUGGAUUUGUUGCAUCAAUCUGUGAAAAUUAGAAUAAAGAAGAAACCAAAUUAUUGCAAGGACUGCGUAAAGAUCGCGCUAAGCGGCGAAAGUGUCGCUUGCGCUCAUUCCAAGAUAGGUAUAUUGUUUUCUGGUGGCCUAGAUUCGGCAAUUUUAACAGCGAUUGCUGAUAAGUACGUUCCGGAAGAUGAAAGUAUCGAUCUCAUUAAUGUUGCGUUCGAAAGACCGGCGAGCAGAAACCAAAACACGAGUCACGCCACCAACAGCGAAAUGGGGAAUGUAACGCAGAAAUAUGAUGUGCCAGAUAGAAAAACAGGACGACAAACUUAUUCCGAAUUGUUGCAAAUUUGUCCCAACAGGAAAUGGAAUUUUAUACAAUGUAACGUCGCGCAAGUGGAACUGCAACAGUAUCGUGCGUCGCGAAUUUCUGAUUUACUGCAUCCAUUAUGUACGAUUCUGGAUGAAAGUCUAGGGUGCGCUAUGUGGUUUGCGAGCCGAGCGAAAGGCCUUCUCUACCCACUUAACGAAGCGUACGAGUCGCCGUGUAGGGUAUUGCUUUUAGGUAUUGGCGCCGAUGAAUUAUUCGGUGGAUAUAUGAGGCAUAGAACUAUAUUGAAACAUAAAGGAUGGGAUGCCCUGGUGCGAGAAUUAAAUAUCGAAUUAGCUAGGAUUUCCGAAAGAAAUUUAGGUCGGGACGACCGGAUCGUUUCCGAUCACGGAAAACAGUCCCGUUUGCCAUAUCUGGAUGAAAAUUUGGUACAAUAUGUGCAACGUAUAAAACCAUGGGAGAGAUGUUAUCCAACCGAGAAAAUGCCAUGUGGAUUGGGAGAUAAAUUACUAUUACGUUUGCUAGCCUGCAAGAUCGGUUUUCGAUGUACGGCCAACUUUCCUAAAAGAGCUUUUCAGUUUGGCUCGCGAAUUGCAGAUAGUAAAGAAAAUGCUAACGAUGUAUCGAAGAGGUUGUGAAGCGCGCAAGUUUCGUCAGAAAAGAUAAAGUCCCCGUAAUAACGUUGUAUACCGUAGUCAUUUUUUAAUUAAGCAAAAAGAGCGUCUCUGUCAUUUCUAUUGUGGCAGCUGUACUUUUGCUAAGAGUUUUUAUAUACAUACAUAAAAACAUAAAAUAAUUAUCAUUUUAAAAAAAGUUGAAGAAA